Messenger RNA from Ceraceosorus bombacis, 3526 nucleotides. The record is from the annotation of a GenBank genome assembly. Lineage: Eukaryota; Fungi; Basidiomycota; Exobasidiomycetes; Ceraceosorales; Ceraceosoraceae.
AUGGGUCCGUCUGCAAUGGCGGAAACAUGGGUUCCAGGUACAGACGGAGGUCUUAGUCCAACACAGAAUCCGGCACCCCCACAAGAAGUUGCCGGAGUGGGCAAAGACGCUCCAAAGAUGAGCUGUCUGCCAUGGUGCGCGAGCCUUCCGCCCGUCUAGGUCUUCUCCCAGCAAUCUCUUGCUCACGUUCAGCCCAUUACACGCGCAGCCGAAAACGCAAGUCGAAAUGUGAUCGCAACGCUGUGCGUACGUGCGGCUGGAGCGCGGAGCGAGUCAUCCCCCCGUCUUCUCACUUUAGCUCCCUCCUACUCUUGCAGCCUUGCUCGUCUUGCGUCUUGCGCGGCUCAGAGUACCUUUGUUACACCUGCGAUGAGCUUCCCGAAGGGGCACCGACGACCGGCAGGAACAAAGGGACAUCGCGCCCAUCUGCUGGACAGCGCGCCAUCAGCAACGUCUCGCCGGCUGGGUCGUUAGUGACACGAAAGAACGAGUAUGACAGCGCUGGCACCGGGGCUCUCUACGGAGGCGCAAAGCGCAAGCGAAAAUCUUCGAGCGCGCUUUCUCCCCGGAUAGACGCACAACGAUGCCAUGCGGCAAGUGCGGAACCGCAGGGGCGUACAAGUUUGCCGUCUGGUAGCCCGCAACAGUCAGAGGCGAUCCUUGCCGGUCGACUUCAAGCACAAGAGGUGCUCAAUGCCCAACUCACGUCGGAGGUCGCCACUUUGCGUCAGCUCGAGUGCGAGCGCAGAGUUCUUUUCGAAGCAGAUGCGGUAUCGCACCGUGACAUUGCUCAUCUGCUGCCCGACCCGCUCGAGACCAUGACGGUCUGUGCCAAGGUAAUUUACAGACACAUGUGGUCCAUACCUGGCAUUCACUGGCGAUCCUUUCAGACCACUCUCGAGGCCCUUGUCUUAUACGACAAGCCCGUGCCGCCACUCUUCGUCGCUUGUCUUUUUGCGACCAUCAGUAUGUCGAGAUACCUGCCAUCCUCACAAGGCGUUCAAGCAGAUUUGCUGCCGCGUCAGUAUCCUCAGUACGCGGAUCUCGCGGGACAAAUACUCGAUCGACGUCUAGGCAGCGUCACGACGUCGGCCGACAACCUUUUCCAGCGCUUGCAAACCGAGACGAUCUUGGUGAUGUAUCAUGGCGUACACUCGGAACGAAGCGACAUUGCGUCGGCAUACUUUCGCCUAGGCAACGCUUUGCGCUGCGCGAGCGCUUUGCGCCUCUUCAAUGAGACGAAGUGGCUCCGACCGGUCAGGUGAGUGGCUAUACUUCUUGUCGUGCCAGGUUGUGUCAGAUUUUACCGUCGCCCCGCCCUUCGCAGCCCGUUUAAGACUGAAAUGUACCGACGUGCGGCAUGGCAGUUGUUUGCCUGGGAUCGUUGUGAGUAAGGAACGCAUUCCGCAAGCGCUCGUGCAGGCUCACAGCGAUUCCAGUGCUUUGGCCCAGGGUUCGCUCUUCGCCAGCGACGACCUUGCGACAUCAGCGCCGAGUCUUUCAAGGUUUGCAGAGUGCGUUGCUGAUCUUCAUGGAGCUCAAGCGCAAUGCCCAGUGCUGAUCGCGGAAGCCGCACUGCUCCUCAGGCCGAAUACCUGCCAGACGAUCGGUACGACGUCCACACCGGUGCUGUGCUCCCUGUUCGGCCACUAAACGAGGUUUCCAACGACAUUGCAAACGUGUUCAUGCAUGACUAUCAGGUCGCCAUGCAUGGAAGCUCGAACGUCGUGUCGAAAAUCCUCAGCUUCGUACACGUCAUGGCGGAGCUCCCCGCUGGCGAACGUUAUUCCAAAGCCAUGUCGCUCGACGAAGAGUGCGUCAAAGUUCGAACUGAGCUGCCCGAGUACUUUCGCUUUGACAAUGUGCAAAGAGGUAGAGCGCUAGGCGAUCCAACCGUGCUGCGCUUGGUCACGCCUGCACUUAUGAUGGAGAGCCAGAACCAGUAUGCACGCAACGUCCUCCUACGACCAUUCUUGACGGAUAGAGCUGCACCCGUUCGACUUCGCAUCGGAGCCCUCGACUCGGCUGGUGCUGUCACGAAGAUGCUACCAAUGAUGUGAGCACCUUCGUCUCGAAGCCUUCGCCUCACUUGCCGAUGCAGCCACAAUUCCCCUGCGUACAGGAAAGACUUUAGUCUCGAUCACCACCGCAAUGUCCCCCUACUGCUUCAUUGUCAGGAACUCUACUCUGGUGAGCCUGAGAGAUGCAUGCCGAAACGACUCGCGCGCACUAAAGGUUCGCGCUUUUUGCAGCUGCCACUACUUUCAUCGCUCUGCUGGUUCAAGAUGAUGGAGACGAUCCAGUUUUGGAUAGCUUUGACAAGUCUUGGUCAUUGGAACAAGUUCGUGAGGUGAGCAAAGACGCGCCUCUGCCCAGAGGACGCCGAAACGGAGGGCUGACGCGAAGACCUUGUGCGGAAGAUUCUCAAACUUUUCGAGGAGCGAGCGCCUCACAACGAGCUUGCCGCUGUUGGUGAGUCAUUCGCUUAACCGACAUGGGCUGUAUCGACUAGCACUUUGAUGUCGCGCUUGUUCUCGCAGGUUACAAAUUGUUGGAUGCUCUUUGCAAGUCCAAACCGAAGCUGAGGAAGCGUGGGUAGACUCGACCACUCUCAUCAGCUAAACCGUGUCCCUGACUCGUUGGGAGUCGUUCGACCAGUCAUGAAUCUUGUUUCAUCAGUACCGGAGUCCUCUCACGCUCAAGCUCGACCUCAAGCUAGUAGGGGGCCUGUCGAUGCUGCCGACGAAGACGCAAUGCUUGCGGCUCUCUCCCAUGGCGACAUCAUUCCUCAGGUAAGCAGUUUGAUGUAGGUCCCCUAUCGGUUGCGGCUCAAGGCUACAAUUUUGGCACAUGACAGACUUCGACGAACGUGCGGCCACCGACUCGGCAUGAAUUCACUCCUUACGUUCUUCCUGGAAAUGUCGAUGACUGGCUUUGGAGACAAGGUCCUUCGCAGCUCGACGUCAUCUUCUCCCAGGUCCGCGGAUCAAUGCGCGAAGGGCAAGAACCCUGGAUAGACUCUUUCGGUCUCGAAGAGUGUAUGCUUCUUCCAGAAUCAUUUGACAGCAUUACUCGAGAGCUCGACUUGAACAUCUCUUCCGACCCAGCAUUCGCAGGCAUGGACCGCAAUCCCAUCACGUCUUCGAACGAUGUCGCCCUUGCGACUCAGACAGAAAACGGUCGUGGGCUGCAUUCGGGCAGCAGUGCUACUCAAUUUCCCCUUCUGCCACUACCGCAAUCUGCACCCCCGUCUGCUGUUUUGGUGCACCCAGAUCAAGCCGCACUGCCGAUGCUGCAAUCCCCUCAACACUGCUUUGUUCCUCUCACUGAUAAUGCCCUGCAACUCUCGCCAAAUACUCAGUACCGCCAUCCUCUGACACAUGAUACAUGUGCACUCCCGCCCCUCCCACACCUGGAGUGGAGACCAAGUGGUGACAACUCCAACACUGGCUGGGAGCAGCACAAGACGCCAACGCCUCACGCGCCUCACGCGCCAGCUUCGCCCGAACAACACUUUGGGCCUUAG